This is a messenger RNA of Trichosurus vulpecula (common brushtail), 2187 nucleotides long. It is a transcript of the gene TMED3, whose product is annotated as transmembrane p24 trafficking protein 3. Gene Ontology annotation, cellular component: endoplasmic reticulum-Golgi intermediate compartment; COPII-coated ER to Golgi transport vesicle; Golgi apparatus. NCBI's taxonomy places the organism in Eukaryota, Metazoa, Chordata, Mammalia, Diprotodontia, Phalangeridae. Bases 204 to 875 code for a protein of 223 amino acids. The transcript has 3 exons. Gene Ontology annotation, biological process: Golgi organization; endoplasmic reticulum to Golgi vesicle-mediated transport; intracellular protein transport. The record is from RefSeq and is a predicted model, not a curated record.
GCCCGGAGCCACCCGGAAGAGCCAGGUUCCAAGCACUAGUGCCACGUCAGGCCAGGGAGCUGAGCGCUACCCGGGCUGCUGCUGCAGGGACUGGGUGAGGAGGUGGGCGCCUCCUCUCUGCCUUUCUCAUCCUGCUCGGCUCCCUAGCUUGCACCGGCCGGCCAGCGCUGAGUCUGGCCUGGGGGUCUUCCAAGCCCAGAAGCAUGAGGUCCCUGGCUCCCGGGGGCGCUCCGGGGCUGUGGCGGCGAUUGCUGCUGCAGCUGCUGCUGCUCCUCCUGAGGACCCAGGUGUUGCGAUGCACCCAGCUGACUUUCGAACUGCCAGACAGCGCCCAGGAGUGUUUCCACGAGGAGGUGGAGCAGGGGGUGAAAUUAACCCUGGGUUAUCAAGUCAUUAGUGGUGGACACUAUGAUGUAGACUGCUUUAUCGAAGACCCCCAUGGAAAGAUAAUUUACAAAGAAACCAAGAAGCAGUAUGACAGUUUCUUUCACCAGACAGAGAUCAAAGGAAUCUACAAAUUUUGCUUCAGUAAUGAGUUUUCCACCUUUUCUCACAAAAUUGUCUUCUUUGACCUUCUAAUUGGAGAUGAACCCCCCAUUCUCCCAGAGAUGGGAAACAGAGUCACUGCAUUGACACAGAUGGAGUCUGCUUGUGUGACCAUUCAUGAAGCCUUGAAAACAGUGAUCGAUUCUCAGACACAUUAUCGACUCAGGGAAGCUCAAGACCGGAUCCGAGCUGAUGACUUGAAUGAACGUGUUUCCUACUGGUCUGUAGGGGAGACAGUCAUACUGUUUGUGGUCAGCAUCAGUCAAGUGGUGCUUCUGAAAAGCUUCUUCACAGAAAAGAGACCAACCAGUCGGGGUGUCAGCUCAUAAUUCUUGAGCAUACACUGCCUCUUGGGUCCUACUCAACAAAGGAAGUCCAACUGAUACCUUCUACUUAAGGAGGAGGGUAUGGAGUUCUUCCAUGUUCUUAAAACUAGAAGGAGGACUAUCUUCCCUCUGUUCCAUUGGCCUGUAAAGUCAGGUGAUAGUUUGGAGGCAAAGCCACUAUAAAUCAUAACAUAGUGCUAUUUGGUAUGUUUCUAGUAAUUUUGCUUCAUGCUGUUAUGUAGGUCUGACUUGACAUGCUCUAUGAGGCAUGAGAAAAAACAGAGCCAAGUAAGAAGUGAAUGAACCUGGCUAACUUUGGAAACUGGCAGUGACUUAGGGAUAUCAGCUGGCCAUGAGAAAUUUAUUUCAUGAGAAAUUCACAACUUAGUUAACUCCCAACAUUGCCCUAAACCUUAGGGCUCUUCAGUUUUCCUUCCUUAUCCCAUACUUCAGUUUUCUUCACUGUAAAAAACUAAAACAAACUUUUUUUCUUUUCUCUUCCUUCCCUUCUUCCUUCCUUCCUCCCUUCCUUUUAUGCCUUCCCCCUCCUUCUUCUCUUCUACUUCCCUCCCUUCUUCCCUCAUUCUCUUCCUUUCUCCCUUUUUCUCUCACUUUCUUCCUCCCUCCCUGACACCUUCCCUCUUUGACUUUUCCUCUUUUCCUCCCUUACUCCCUUCUUCCUUUCCUCCUUCCAUCCCUCCUUUUUCCUUCCUCCCUUCUCUUCCUCCCUUUCUCCAUUCCUCUCUUUCUUCUUCCUCCCUUCUUCUCUUCCUCCCUUUUCCCUCCUUCCUUCCCCCCUUUCUCUUCCUUCCUUCCUUUCUUCCUUCCUUCCUUCCUCCCUCCCUUCCUUCUUAAAAUUGCAGAUUAUUAUUCCUCAGCGCUUCACUCUGGGUCCAGCUUUGAAAAUAUCUCCUGGUGCUUUUUGAAGAGGCCAGGCUAUUUGAAGCCUUUGUUCCUCAAGAGUUAUAACAGAAGAAAUGUUAUAGGCCCUAAUCUGUAAAUAAUUUUUGCCAGUGGUCAUUCUCCUAGGGGCACUACAACUUUAUACUAAUUUCCUUUCAUUCCUAUGUUUUUCUUAAAGGACAGAAGCCUGACUUAAAAAAAAAAGUCUAGUAUACUUUCCUUUCCCCCUUUUCAUCUCAAGGCAAACACAAAGUCCAAGAGAGGGCUGAAUUUGUAUCUUAAACUACUGAAUAGGAAGCUAUAAAAUAACAGGCAAGGGGUCACAGAGCUCAAACUUUUAAUGAAGAAUCUCAGUUUAUGGCCUUUGUUCUGUAUGAUAACAGACCUAUAUAAAAUCAUACUGCAAAACAGA